AAGGGACUUUGAGUUCUACUUUGGCCAAAAAUACCGCAGUGAGGGUCUGUUUCAUCCUUUUUCUCCCAUCUCAGAGCCAUGGAGACUACUGCUAGUCUCACCCACAUCCUGGAUUCUGUUUCAGUACCUUUUCUGCAGUGAUAAAUGUGCAGAGGCUUAGCGGAACCUCAGCCAAAGCUAUAAACUUCAACCGGCCACAAGAGUGUGCAUGUGAGGUGACUGCAUUUUUUUUCCUGCCAAACCAGAAUUAGCCGGUAUAGGAAUGAACGAGCAUGAAGAUUUGAAAUUGCUCCGAUUGGAAGGAAGCCCAGGUUAGGUUUGGGCACCUCCAAACGCACCCUUUUUAAAGCCACCUGGACUAAGGCGUCGAGCUUUCAGCUCCACCAAACGCUCACCUGGCCUGGCGACGAGCAGCGGAGAAGCCCGGGAGCCCCGCACGGAGCGCACGGAGCCGGGCGGAGAGCUGAGCCGCAGGCACCCGCAUCUCCAGGAUGAUAGGCGACAUUGCAACAAAUCUGUCCACCCAGCAGCUCAGGGGGUUUCGAGCAGACCAGCAAGUUGGAGGAUCCGGGCGUGGAGGCGAGUGAGGCCGCAGCCCAGAGGGCCUCGGGCGAAAAAUCUUGGAAAAUGUAUACCAGUCAUGAAGAUAUUGGGUAUGAUUUUGAAGAUGGCCCCAAAGAUAAAAAGACACUUAAGCCCCACCCAAACAUUGAUGGCGGAUGGGCUUGGAUGAUGGUGCUCUCCUCUUUCUUUGUGCACAUCCUCAUCAUGGGCUCCCAGAUGGCCCUGGGUGUCCUCAACGUGGAAUGGCUGGAAGAAUUCCACCAGAGCCGCGGCCUGACCGCGUGGGUCAGCUCCCUCAGCAUGGGCAUCACCUUGAUAGUGGGCCCUUUCAUCGGCUUGUUCAUUAACACCUGUGGGUGCCGCCAGACUGCGAUCAUUGGAGGGCUCGUCAACUCCCUGGGCUGGGUGUUGAGUGCCUAUGCCGCAAACGUGCAUUAUCUCUUCAUUACUUUCGGAGUGGCAGCUGGCCUGGGCAGUGGGAUGGCCUACCUGCCAGCGGUGGUCAUGGUGGGCAGGUAUUUCCAGAAGAGACGCGCCCUCGCCCAGGGCCUCAGCACCACGGGGACCGGAUUCGGCACGUUCCUAAUGACUGUGCUGCUGAAGUACCUGUGCGCAGAGUACGGCUGGAGGAAUGCCAUGUUGAUCCAAGGCGCUGUUUCCUUAAAUCUGUGUGUUUGUGGGGCACUCAUGAGGCCCCUCUCUCCUGGGAAAACCCCAAAUGACCCAGGAGAGAAAGAUCUGCGCGUCCUGCCGGCGCACUCCACGGAAUCUGUGAAGUCGAAUGGACAGCAUGGAAGAACAGAAGAGAAGGAUGGUGGGCCCGGGAACGAGGAGACCCUCUGUGACCUGCAAGCCCAGGAUUGCCCCGAUCAGGCCGGCCACAUGAAGAACAUGUGCGCUCUCCGGAUUCUGAAGACAGUCAGCUGGCUCACCAUGAGAGUCAGGAAGGGCUUCGAGGACUGGUACUCCGGCUAUUUUGGGACGGCCUCCCUAUUUACAAAUCGGAUGUUUGUAGCCUUUAUUUUCUGGGCUUUGUUUGCCUACAGCAGCUUUGUCAUCCCCUUCAUUCACCUCCCAGAAAUCGUCAAUUUGUAUAACUUAUCCGAGCAAAACGAUGUGUUCCCUCUGACUUCAAUUAUAGCAAUAGUUCACAUCUUUGGAAAAGUGAUCCUGGGCGUCAUAGCUGACUUACCUUGCAUCAGCGUUUGGAAUGUCUUCCUGUUGGCCAACUUCACCCUUGUCCUCAGUAUUUUUAUUCUGCCAUUGAUGCACACGUAUGCUGGCCUGGCGGUCAUCUGCGCACUGAUAGGGUUUUCCAGUGGUUAUUUCUCCCUAAUGCCCGUAGUGACUGAAGACUUGGUUGGCAUUGAACACCUGGCCAAUGCCUACGGCAUCAUCAUCUGUGCUAAUGGCAUCUCUGCGCUGCUGGGACCACCUUUUGCAGGGUGGAUCUAUGACAUCACGCAAAAAUAUGAUUUUUCCUUCUACAUAUGUGGUUUGCUUUACAUGAUAGGAAUACUCUUUUUACUUAUUCAGCCAUGUAUUCGAAUCAUAGAACAAUCCAGAAGAAAAUACAUGGAUGGUGCACAUGUUUAGUAUCGUGUAAUGUUCCAUGUCAGGUUUCAAUGUAAUACUCAUGCCUACCUCGCAUGGUUGCUGUGAGGCGCCUAUGGCAGGACCUGGGAAAGCACUUUGUACGGUAACUGGCACUGUCAUUUGUAAAUGCCAUUGUCACAGCCUCAUUUGUAAGCAGCACUGCCUCUCUGUUUGGGGAGACGUAAUGCUGAAACAUUAAGGACUACAUACAUUCUGGCGAUGACAGUGUUGUUCAAAGACAGCCUGUUAAAUAAUUGGGAGAAACGCCCUUAUAAAACCAUUCUCUUGUCAUCUACUGGGACUAGGGUUUUAAAUACAGCUCUUAAAAACAGGGAAUAAAAGCGUUUCAACUCAGCCGCUUCUUUGCAAGACAAAACUGAAGUAUCUGUGUGCUUCCAGAAAGCUUACAGAUCAAUGGGUUUCAAGCACAAGAAUAUGACUGGAUUUCAGAAAUUAGUGAUUACAGGGAGAUAUUGAUCUACGAGCAUCAAAGGCAUGCUCUAAUUCCACAGGUAAUACAACAUAGUACAAUUAAAGAAACGCGGCUCAUAUUUUUAUGAGGGAAUUCUGUGGCUAGGGAUUGUGAUUCAGAAAUCCUCCUCUAAAAGAAGGCAUUUGUCAUUAAUCCUAAUUCAGUGUUAUCCAGUUAUAAAUGGAAUCUUGAGACAAAACCUUAACAAAGAACUAACAGUAAUGAUUUCCUUUGCAGAAGUCGUGUUUGUACGCACAACGUUAAAUCAAGGGCUACAAUUCAAGCACUUUUAUUCAUAUCAUUGGCCUCUUAGAUGAUAAGCAUGAUCUGGGGCCUGUAAUAGUUUUUUCUGAGUUUCUUCUGCCCAAAAAAUAUAAUGUAGAACUAAUUGCUAACUGACAAAGUUAAUAGUUAAAUCAACUGCAAGGAAUGUUACUAAUCCAAAAUACAACACUGUCAAGUUGUGAGGGUAAUAAGUGGAAUCCCCUUAGUAUAGAUGUCUGUGCCACCCCUGACAUUGGAGUAGUGAUAACAAAUAGCCUAUCUCUAGAGUCUCGUGUUCUUAUAUAGACCAUUCAUUUGCCUGAGCUUGGCACAGUUUUAAAAAUAGUUCUCUUGCUUGAUUUCAUACAGAAGACGACUGUGAUCUAUGACAUCCAAUAAUGCCCUUUCUUUAUCUGAGAUGUCUAUUUUUCUAAGCCAAAUGUUUUUCAGACUACAGAAUGUUUUUCCCAGAAUUGUUUGAAAUUUCUGGCUGCCUUACUUGUUUACACAUACUUUAAAACUAUUUAAAUUUCUACUCGCAAUUUGAUCAUCACACACAAACAAAUCCUUGAAUAUCAUUGCCAGCGUCUUAGGUCAAAUUUAUCUAAAGCAAAUACAGCCCAUUCUCAAUUAUCCUUGACAAUUAGAGGCAGGGAUACUUCUAGGAAUUGGAAUCAAACAAUGCCACCCCAAGUCUAAUUUUAGCCAGCAGUUUCAGUUAUACUCAACCACGCCCUUCUGAGUUGUUAACGAGUUCUCUUUUUGUUUCAUCUCCACUAUUUCCUGCUCUAAUGUCUAGUGGGAGCGGUUGUAUAAUGAAAGGACCACCAAAAUAAUAAAAGGCAGCUAAUGGAAAGGAGACACAAAAGCAUGUUUAAUAUAUACACUCAAUAUUACCUCCAAUGACUCGGGAAUUGCCCGUAAAUUAUUAUAGACGAUAGAUUGCAUGUCAUAAUCCAUUUGGUUCAACACAACCACCUAUGUGUUAUCAUCACAGCUUUGGCUGCUGUUACAGAAUCCAGCUCUCUAUUUUGAUAAAGAUAAUCUUAAAGCUGAGGCAAUGCUCCCUCUUCUGUCUCUCUCUAUGAUUUACCAUAGAAUUAGGAUGAUUAGAUUGAAACACAUGUUGUUGUCUGUUUUAAAACUGACUACAUUGAUUCAUUACUUUCAUUUUCCGACAACAUCAAAUUAACACAAGAGGCAGUGUUAAGUAUUUUAAAUGGUGCUAAAGCCAAUGUAUUUGGAUGCUUGCACUGCUGGUUGUGUAUCAUCAAUACGAACCUUUUAUCCAAUGACUCGACUUUGAUUACGUCUAGGUUAGACUUGCUCACGUUCAGUUUGUACAGUUGUUUGUAGACUUACUAUGUUUUUGGUAGAAGUGGUAACUUCUACCAAAUGAGAAGUUCCCAUUGUCAAAAAAACAAAGACCUGCUUGCAGUAUUUAUGUUGACAAAAGAGCAAAAGAGAAUACUGUAAAGAAUUACUGCGAAUAUUUCCUGUUUAUGUUAGUGGUCAUUCUUUUGAAGAUAUUAUAAAGGGUUAAAUGUGUGUUUGUAUUAUGUGCUUCAUGGUUUUCCCCUCAUGUAUCCGAGUAAUUUCUAUUUACAUACAACCAAAUAAAUGUUGUCCUCUUUGAA
This is a messenger RNA of Sapajus apella (tufted capuchin), 4533 nucleotides long. RefSeq names its product solute carrier family 16 member 14 (gene SLC16A14). The transcript is spliced from 5 exons. Bases 628 to 2160 code for a protein of 510 amino acids. The record is from RefSeq and is a predicted model, not a curated record. Lineage: Eukaryota; Metazoa; Chordata; Mammalia; Primates; Cebidae. Gene Ontology annotation, molecular function: monocarboxylic acid transmembrane transporter activity. Gene Ontology annotation, biological process: transmembrane transport; monocarboxylic acid transport.